AUGGCUGGCAACCAGGCUACUCCGGAGCCGGAGCAGGGCGCCGUCCUGCAGACCCAUGGGAACCAAGGGCUGCAGGAGCAGACUGCAGGCAACCCUGCUGCCGACCAGAGUGCGAACGCCCAGAGUGCCCACCAGAGUGCCAACCAGAGUGCCAACCAGAGUGCCAAGCAGAGUGCCAACCAGACUGCGAACGACCAGAGUGCCCAGAGUGCCAACCCUGCAGACCAGACUGCCCAGAGUGCCAACCCUGCAGAGCAGCAGCUUGCAUUGCCGCGAGGCCAGCCGCUUGGCAACCAGGUUGUCGUGGCAGAGCCCGACGAGCCGGCAGUCGCUUGCUGCACCUGCCGCAAGCCGAUCACGGUGCAGAACUCGCUUGUCAUCGCAAGGGCGACUGGCAAGCAGCCAGAGUUCCGGCGCUGCAGAUCGUGCCACAACACCAAAGCUGCAAUCAGCAGGCUGAAGGCCAACGCUGGCAACUUGGUGUCCGACUUCGCCCUUGCCACGACGGACAAGGACAAGUGCGAGGCGUUUUUUUCCAAGCACAACGAGCUGAGGGGGAGCCAGCUCAGGGCGGCCUUGGAGGAGACCGUGUCUGACUUCAAGAAGGCAACGACGACCCACGCGUGGAGCGGCACGGGGACGUACUUCGACAAGGAGGACUUGACGAAGAAGUACGAGCACAAGCCGCAGGUGCUGCAGAACAUCUUACGCAACACCAACACGUACUGGUGUGCGGUGCGGCAGGAGACCAUGUACGAGGACAUCGCCUACCAGAGGAAGUCCACGGACGAGCUGCAGUACCAGACCGAGACCAGGCGUCGCGCAAAGGUGCCUUUGCAGGCACCAGAAGGGGAGGCCAACGAGGAGCCCCACUCCAAGCCCAGCGCGGGAAGCAAGCGCAAGGGCAAAAGCCAGCAGGAGGAGGAGAAGCCGGCGAAGAAGCUGAAAGCUGGCGAGAAGAAGAAGCUUCUCAAGAAGACGGAGGCACUGCGAAGCAAGUACUUCGAGUGCCUCGACUACAUCGAGAAGUCGAAGAAGCUGCAGGAGAUGAUCCCGGCCUACGUUGUGCAGGCGACCCAAAAGGUCGUGGAUGAGACCUGCAGCAUCAAGGACAAGUUCGAGAAGAUUUGCAAAGAGGGGGCCGGGGACUAUGACGACGAUGAUAUCGACGAGGCCGCGGAGAAGCUUCAGACGGUUGCCCAGCGGAUGAAGACCCAGAUCGAGCAGGCCGAGAACUUCAAGAAGGAGGCCUGA
Symbiodinium sp. CCMP2592 is the source of this 1254-nucleotide messenger RNA. The record is from the annotation of a GenBank genome assembly. NCBI's taxonomy places the organism in Eukaryota, Dinophyceae, Suessiales, Symbiodiniaceae.